This is a messenger RNA of Xiphias gladius (swordfish), 2513 nucleotides long. RefSeq names its product procollagen C-endopeptidase enhancer 2b (gene pcolce2b). The record is from RefSeq and is a predicted model, not a curated record. Bases 26 to 1474 code for a protein of 482 amino acids. Lineage: Eukaryota; Metazoa; Chordata; Actinopteri; Istiophoriformes; Xiphiidae. Gene Ontology annotation, molecular function: protein binding. The transcript is spliced from 10 exons.
GUUUUUAUAAAGCGUGACAGUGAUCAUGUUGACAGCAGCAGCCUGUGCUCCCUCCCUCCAAGCCCGCAGAACAAACGCUAUAUUCAUCUGCUUCAGCUCGCAGUUAGCGAAACUCCCUGCAGGAACUCCAGGGCACUUUUCCCCACCGUUUGAGCUGCUGAACACAAUGCCAUUCAUGCCACGGGGCGAACACAGGCGAAGCGCCCGCUCUGUUAACCCAACAAUGUGGAGAACAUGCAGUAUUUUUGGAGCAUGGAGUCUACUGUUCUUGACAGAGGUCUGUGCGCAGACUCAGCGGAGACCAACCUUCACAUGCGGCGGAAACAUCACUGGGGAGUCUGGAGUAAUCGGGAGCCAGGGGUACCCAGGAGUUUACCCUCCAAAUACCAAAUGUGUGUGGAGAAUCACAGUCCCUGAGGGCAAGGUGGUGGUCCUGUCAUUCCGCUUUAUUGACUUGGAGAGCGACAACCUGUGCCGCUAUGACUAUGUGGAUGUUUACAGCGGGCACGCCAAUGGGCAGAGACUUGGUCGCUUCUGUGGGACGUUCAAGCCAGGAGCCCUGGUUUCCACGGGCAACAAGAUGCUCCUGCAGAUGGUAUCUGAUGCCAACACUGCUGGGAGUGGCUUCCUGGCUGUUUUCUCUGCUGCCCACCCAAAUGAGAGAGGGGACCAGUACUGUGGAGGCAGAUUGGACAAGCCCUCUGGGUCUUUCAAAACACCCAACUGGCCUGAGAAGGACUACCCAGCUGGUGUCACCUGCUCCUGGCAUAUAGUGGCACCAAAGAGCCAGAUUAUUGAAGUCAAGUUUGAGAAGUUUGAUGUGGAAAGAGAUAACUACUGCCGCUAUGACCACGUCUCCAUUUUCAACGGGGCAGAAAUCAAUGAUGCUAAGAGGAUUGGCAAAUACUGCGGAGACAGCCCCCCAGCGCCAGUGCUCUCUGAGGGGAACCAGCUCCUAAUCCAGUUCCUGUCAGAUCUCAGUCUAACCGCGGACGGCUUCAUUGGACACUACAAGUUCAGACCAAAGAAAUUCCCCACCACCACCAUACCACCCACCACUACCACACAGCCAGUCACCACCAGGCCCAUACCUCUGAAGUACUCUGUCGCCCUGUGCCAGCAGAAAUGCAAAAGACGAGGAACAAUUGAGAGCAAUUACUGCUCCAGCAAUUUCGUAAUAACCGGGACUGUCAUUACGGCGGUGAUGAAAGGGGGAAGUAUGUACGCCACUGUCUCCAUCAUCAAUGUGUAUAAAGAAGGUAGUCUGGCCAUCCAGCAGGCAGGAAAGACUAUGAGCACCAAGAUCAUUAUCUUGUGCAAGAAGUGCCCAUUUAUCAGAAGAGGCUUAAACUACGUCUUCAUGGGCCAGGUGGACGAGGAGGGCCGGGGGAAAAUCGCCCCUCACCACUUUGUCAUGGCGUUUAAGACAAAGAACCAGAAAGGACUCAACGUUCUGAAAAACAAGCGGUGCUGAGCUCCUUAAGCUCUGAGGUUCUCCACUAGACUGGUGUGCCUAAGGCUCAGCUGCGGAUGGAAACAACUGAGCAUAAAAACAAUCUCCAUCUCAACAACAUAAACACAGGCCACAAAAAACAAAUCUGGAUCUGAAUGCAGAGCUGCCAGCACAAAGCUCAAAAUCUACAUUUUCAUUCAGUUAACGGGAACACAGAUUUUUGUAUUUAUUAAUUUUGCUGGGGACCGUAUGUUUUUAGAAUAAACAAGAAGACAUUAAGAACUUCUGCUCUGUCUUCUAUUAAAAGACCGGUCAGUUAGUCUCUUUCGCAACCUCAGAUUAAUCAGCAACAAAUUAGUUAAAAUUUCCAUCCUUGUUCUCAGCUCAUUCGCACACUGUGUAGUCACAUUCCUGUUGUGCCCCUAGGAGGGAAUUAUACUGUAGCCAGUAACAGGUGCCUAGAGUAGGGUGCAUAGCAAUUCACAGACUCUUGUUUCAUAAGACAAAUAUUAAUCAGAUUGUUUAAAAUUUUCAGUGUGCACAUCUUUUCUGACAUCCUAUGAUGGCAUCAAUAAUUUAAAAAUUUUCCAUAUCAGCCAUUCAAUUUUAUUUCCCUUUGAGGCUGUAGAGUGCAAUCAGAAUUAAAAUUGGGAUUUUAUAUUCUUUAGUCUUCAUUAAACAACGAUAUCUGGCAGAAUAAUCUUAUAUAUCUCAAGCCUGGUUGGUGUUCAAAGGGGAUUUGUUACAGCUGAUUGUUGUAGGUUUAAUGACGGUGUUAACAGCCUGCCGUUAAUUUUCUGUGUGGUUAAUUUUAAUGGGCAGGGUUUGAAAGAUUUAAAUGUGGUGAUUAAAGUGCAAUAUUUAAUAUAUACAUGAUUCCUUUUAAAAAGAUUUUUAUGCUGGUUUUAUGCGAAACGACAAGGACGUUCCUAGCUAAAGCUCUUUAGUUUGUUUACAGAUGCAAAGCACCGCCAUCAGCAUACAUCAUUUAUUUACUGUCAUUGUUUUUAAAGGAAAAGGUAUGAAAUGAAAAAUAUUUUCAUAUGAAAAAGUCUGUGAA